Messenger RNA from Volvox carteri f. nagariensis, 2083 nucleotides. RefSeq names its product TATA-box binding protein (gene tbpA). Gene Ontology annotation, biological process: DNA-templated transcription initiation. Gene Ontology annotation, molecular function: RNA polymerase II general transcription initiation factor activity; DNA binding. The transcript is spliced from 7 exons. NCBI's taxonomy places the organism in Eukaryota, Viridiplantae, Chlorophyta, Chlorophyceae, Chlamydomonadales, Volvocaceae. The record is from RefSeq and is a predicted model, not a curated record. Bases 31 to 1047 code for a protein of 338 amino acids.
CCAUUGACAGCUGCAAAUGUUGAAGCUGAGAUGGCCGCACAUGUAUCUGGUAUUACACCACAGCUGCAGAACGUAGUGGCUACUGUGAAUCUGGGCACAAAGCUAGACUUGAAGGAGAUUGCUAUGCACGCGCGCAACGCUGAGUAUAAUCCCAAGCGUUUCGCCGCCGUCAUUAUGCGUAUUAGAGAGCCAAAGACGACCGCACUAAUUUUUGCGUCCGGGAAGAUGGUCUGUACUGGAGCGAAGAGCGAGGACGACUCGAGGACAGCGGCCAGACGUUACGCCAAGAUCGUGCAAAAGCUGGGCUUCCCGGCCACGUUCAAGGAGUUCAAAAUCCAAAAUAUUGUGGGGUCGUGUGACGUCAAGUUCCCUAUUCGCUUGGAAGGCCUUGCGUAUGCGCACAGCCUUUUCGCAAGCUACGAGCCGGAGCUCUUUCCGGGGCUUAUCUAUCGGAUGAAGCAGCCCAAGAUCGUGCUGCUCAUCUUUGUGUCGGGCAAGGUGGUCCUGACGGGCGCUAAGACGCGCUACGAGAUCUACCAGGCCUACAUGAAUAUCUACCCCACACUGAUUCAGUACAAGAAAGGAGACGCAGCCUUGCCGGCGCUGCCGGCUGCGAAUCUAAUGCCGCCGCCGCGUGCACUACCACCUGCCCGGCAGGCCGGGCAGCCAGAUGGAUCGGCGGAGCAUAUGGAAAAUUCCGCAGCCAGUCCAGCACCCCGGGUCGGCGGCAGCGGCGGCGGCAAUGAUGAUGCCGCCGCCGCCGACCCCUUCAGCAGCACCGACGCCGUCCAUGACGUUACAGGACCUUCAUGCCAUGAACCUGCCACCGCCGACACCGCUGCACCCCAACCUGCCGCCGCCCACGCCCCGGCACCCUGGUCUUGCGCCGACACCCAGUUUGGGACACCAUGUGUUACCGCCGCCCUCUCCGCGGCGAUAAGUUUAGAAGUGUGCACUGGGCGCGGCAGGUGGGGGCUGCUACGAUCAGUUCGGGUCAAGCGCCAGCGCGGCAGCUUCAUUAGUCCUGGCAAGCAACUUGGUGGGUGACUUGGCCGUCCUGAUCAGUGCAGCUGGAGCUGCGCGGGUCUCUCUUUGGCCACAUUGCUAGGGCUUUUUAUCCGUUGUUGUGCGCGUUUUUAGUCACGAAAGGAAUUGACAGGGAGCUUUUGGAAGCGUGCGGCAGGUGCAUGUCCUUGUAGAUUAUAGGGCCACAGGGUAGCUAGGCAAAAGAUCUGUUUCCUUCCCAACUCCGCCUCAAAAUGGGCCUUGGUAUGAGCAAACGCGUUUGCUUUUGUUGAGUCCUUGUGCGCAAUUAGGGUUAAAGCAGUCACGCCUCUUGGUGAGCGCGUUCAGUCAGGGAUGUCUCGAAGUUAUACGGGUGUCGGCCUUUGUCGCUAGCAGGGUUGAGUGCUAGUGAAGGUGGCGGCUUGGUUUCUCGCUGGCUGCUGCGUGGCUAGGACUGACUGUGGGUAGGCAGGCUGCAGGCAUGUGCGCAGCCGGGUGCGCGUAAGCAGGUUGUCAUUUCGCUAGUCUCGUCCGCAGUGCGGGCCGUACCAGCUGCAUGUGUAGUCAGUUGGGCGCUGGACGAGUACUGGGCGCGAUUGCUUGGCGGAUGGUGUGGGGUCUACACCGCGAUGGUGCCAGUGGUGUGCCAUCCCAGCCCGUGCAAGAUUGCUGGGAUGUGCCAAGCUGCGCAUGCCCAUGCUUAGCCGGGUGGGUUAGUAAUGGGUUGGGUGGUGAUCCCUUCUUCUUUUUUGGUCGUUCAGGACCAGGCUGCCCUAUUUCUCCCUUUCUACUGCAGCCUGGAAGGAAUAUCUUUGGAUUCACGCAGUCUCGGCGUUGGUCCCUCCAGCUAAGGUGACGCGGGGUUUCUGGCGUUGCCUGCCGUAUUUGGCUACUCUUGCGUUUUGUCCCCGUUCUAAGACGUCAGAUGUACUCGGCGUUGCUUCUAAACUUGUAAGUUUGUGGGCUCUGGCUGAAGUCGUGAACGCGGUAAUUGCAAUACGUCAGACAUUUGCGGUGAUGCUGUGACGUACGGAUUAGUGCCACCCGAGCCGGGGGGGCUGUAAUUCAUUAUUUUAGG